AUGUCGGAGAACCUGCGGAGGCUGGUCUCCACCGAGGCUCUGCGCACGCUCCAGGGCAGGCUAGACUCCUGGAUGCGGGAGUACGGCACAAACACAUGCGAUCAGAAUCUCAACUACUGCCUGGAACUCAUCGAGCAGGUUGCUAGGGUGCAGGGACAGCUGUUUGGGAUCCUCACAACAGCAGCCCAGGAAGGAGGACGGAAUGACGGCGUAGAGACCAUCAAGUCGCGCCUCCUGCCCUGGCUGGAGUCCUCCUUCACUGCUGCUUCCCUGGGAAAGCCUGUGGACAGCAGGGUCCCCUCACUGCAGGACACAUUUGAUAAGGAGAGACACAAAGAUUCUGUGUCUUGGGAUCGGGACAUGCAGCAGUUAGACUCUGACUUGAACGCAACCCGGAGUCAACUCAAUCAGGUUCAAGACGAUCUGGCUGAAACGGAAAAGACUCUUGAAGAAACCAAGAACAGAUCGGCCAUAUCGCUUUUGGCUGCAGAGGAGGAAAUAAAUCAGCUAAAAAAGCAGCUCAAGACUCUGCAAGCCCAGGAGGAUGCCCGCCACAGAAGCGCGGAUCACAGGAACUCGGAGAGCCGGCGGCCGGAGCCCCGGAGCGCGGAGCAGCGGAGCCCGGGGAAGCGGAGCCCGGGGAAGCGCAGCGCGGAGCCGAGGGGCACGGAGGCCACGGCCGACUGUGAGAAGCAGCUGCGGACCCUGAAGGACGAGAUCGCUGUUCUGUCUGCGGAGAAGUCCGCGCGCCAAGGAAGGUCCUCCCGGAGCCGGUCGCCCAGCCCCACCGCUCGCAGCCGCAGCGGGUCGGCCAGCCCCUCCGCCGCCGUGGCCCUCAGGAGCCCGUCCCCGACCCGCUCCAAGCUGUCCAGCGUGGCGCGCAAGGCCGCCCUCCUGUCCCGCCUCAGCGACGCCUACUCCCAGACCCGCCUGGACGCGCAGUGCCUGCUGCGCCGCUGCAUCGACAAGGCCGAGACCGUGCAGCGCAUCCUGCAUUUUCCCAUGCAGGAGGCUUUCCAUGUGGCCAAGAUGGCAUUCCGGCACUUUAAGAUCCGCGUGAGGAAGUCGCUGAUGCCGUCCAACGUGGGUGCGAAUGAGUUUGAGCAUGCUGUCUCCGACUAUAUCAUUUGUCACCUCGACCUGUAUGAUUCCCAAAGCAGCGUUGAUGACGUGAUCCGAGCCAUGAAUGUCAACCCUAAGAUCUCGUUCCCCCCUGAAGUUGACUUCUGCCUUCUCCAUGACUUCAUCCAGGAAAUCUGCUGCAUCGCCUUUGCCAUGCAGUCCCUGGACCCUCCCCUCGACAUUGCAUUUGGGGCAGAUGGAGAAGUGUUCAAUGACAGCAAGUACCGCCGCAGCUACGACUCGGACUUCACAGCCCCCCUGGUGCUCUACCAUGUGUGGCCUGCGCUGAUGGAGAAUGACUGCAUCAUCAUGAAGGGGGAAGCCGUCACCAGGAGAGGGGCUUUUUGGAAUUCGGUGCGGCCUGUAAGUCGAUGUCGAAGCAGAAGCUUAAGUCCCAUCUGUCCCCGUAGCCGCAUUGGUUUAAGCAUGAUCUCUCGAAGUCGGAGCCCUUCCCCGCUAAGGUGUGGAUUGCCAAGGUUUUGAAGCCACCAGAUGUGUUCCUUUGCCACCAUUCAUGGG
Molecule: messenger RNA, 1641 nt
Organism: Carlito syrichta (Philippine tarsier)
Lineage: Eukaryota; Metazoa; Chordata; Mammalia; Primates; Tarsiidae
Gene: SPATA18
Product: spermatogenesis associated 18
Exons: 13
Coding region: 1-1605 (534 amino acids)
Biological process (GO): mitophagy by internal vacuole formation; mitochondrial protein catabolic process
Cellular component (GO): mitochondrial outer membrane
Source: RefSeq, a predicted model, not a curated record